AUGGCCGACAGAUUCCCUUCCCUAGAAGAUUUUGAUUCGGGGGCCCAAACCGACAUCAAAGACUCAGGCGCCUCCCCCUCUGCCGACGACUUCCUUGCUCGUGAGAAGGCCCUCCUCGGCGAUGAUGCCGACCAAUUCGCUACUGUUGACGACUCUGCUGCCUUCGGUACUGGCGAUGACGACCUGCUGGGUGGCGGGGGUAGCGGCAACGUCAUCAGCGAAGAGUCCACCUUCGAGUCGCAGUUCCCCGAUCUUGCCAACCAGAAUGAGGCUCUUGCUCCAGGUGCGAUCCCCGGUGCCGGUAUCACAGCGCCCAGCGUCAACUACAACUCCGGUUACAGCGCCUUCGUUGAGGAAGAGGAGGAGCCCGCAGUGAUCCGCGAAUGGCGCGAGAAGAGAGAUGCACAGAACGAGAAGCGUGCGCAGCAGUUUGCCGCUCAGCGUGAGGAGACCAUCAAAGAGGCCCGAGAGAAUAUCGACGAUUUCUACAACAACUAUAAUGCCAAGAAGGAGAAGGGUAUUUCCCAGACCCGCAAGGACGCCGAGCUGUUCCUGGCCAGCCGCGAGGACACAGUCUCCGGUGGUACGAGUUGGGAGCGGAUUGCGAAGCUGGUUGACGUUAGCGGAAAGGGCGCCAAGGGCGGCGCCUCUGGCUCUGGCAAAGAGCGCUUCCGUGAACUCCUGGUCAGCCUGAAGAAAGACGAGAAGGCACCAGGGGCCAGCGGCUACUAG
Colletotrichum graminicola M1.001 is the source of this 732-nucleotide messenger RNA. Its product is annotated as clathrin light chain. The record is from RefSeq and is a predicted model, not a curated record. Gene Ontology annotation, molecular function: structural molecule activity; clathrin heavy chain binding. NCBI's taxonomy places the organism in Eukaryota, Fungi, Ascomycota, Sordariomycetes, Glomerellales, Glomerellaceae. Gene Ontology annotation, biological process: clathrin-dependent endocytosis; intracellular protein transport; clathrin coat assembly. The coding region runs from base 1 to 732 and encodes 243 amino acids. Gene Ontology annotation, cellular component: plasma membrane; clathrin coat of trans-Golgi network vesicle; clathrin coat of coated pit. The transcript has 3 exons.